AUGGAAAUGCUAGGAAUUGUAAUCGGUUAUCCCAGUUUUUACAUAUUUGAAGCUGGUGUUUGUAACACUAUGGAAGCAGUCAUACAGUCAACCAUAAGCGCGCUUGGAUGUUUGGAUGAUGGAGUGUACUAUCCAGAACCUGACUGCUUUGAGAGUAUUCGCGACUUGAUACGUUUUUUGCGCUACGAUAAUUCUGUCGCUUUUGCAAGACGUUUAUAUGGGAAGCACAAUAUAUUACAAAAUGAUCUUGUUCCUUUAAUGAAAGCCAGCUCAACUGCGGAAAAUUUGUUUGACAUUGCUUUGAGGUUGGCUAUCAAUCUAACACAACCAACACCGAUAGCCUUUGGCGGUAAAACUCCAGAAGAUAAGGAUACUUGGUCUGCUUAUCUGGAGGAGUGGUUUGACCGAAAUGAGGAAGCGAAAAUGAUGGCUGAAAGAAUUUUUGUAUUAGUUCGAAACGUAUUGGCUGUAUCUAGGUUUUCGCUGGAUGAAACGAGGACAGCGUGGGGUGUCAACUGUCACGAUAAAGUAGUCCUGGCCUUACUGAAAAGCGGCUUGGGUAACUAUCUAAUAUCUUUAGCCAUAUCAGAAGUUGAUUUUCGACUCUUAAUAAUGGAGAUCAUAGCUUACGUCGUAAAAGAGAGGGCAAGUUCUAAAUGUGCUGAGCCACAUGAUAUUGCAUUCGCUGAUUGCUCGAGAACAGCAGAUGAAAAAGCAAAAGAUGAACAGGAGUUGGAAAAAAGUGUAGCUUUAAGUUUGCAGAAGCAGAUGGAAUUGCGACGUAAUUUAAGCGUACGUCAUAGUAGAUUUGCUGGUUCAUAUGUUGUGAAGGGACUAAAAGCUGUUAAUCAGGCGAAUGAUGUUGUUAUCCAAAAAGCACUAAAAGAUGUUACGAGAUUGGAGUUUAUUGAUAAAAGAAAAGUGGGAAAAAGAAAAGCAAAGAACAGAAGGCCGUUUGAUUAUGGCGAGAAGAAGCAUAUUUCAACGAUUACGGUUCGCACGGAGCUAAAGGCGUUUUGCGUUAACGUUUUGGGAAAAGUUUACAAUACUUUAAUGAAGCACUGCAAAGACGUCGCCUUUGGCGGACGAAGAACGCUCGUUUACAACAGCGCUGACAUACAUUAUUUUUUAAUCCAGUGGUUUUUCAUGGAAUUUCGUCGGUUAUGUGAAUUGCCAAUCGAACUAGUAAAAGGAACUGUUGGUGUGGAUAGCUUCCAUCAUGUGCAAAUACAACUAGAUUCCUAUUUGGAGUCAGCACGGUUCGAAAGGAAAGAGGGUCGGAAGUACGGCAUACGUGCGCAGUAUGCAGUUCUUGCCUAUAAGGAGCUUUUAUCAACUCUAAAUGCUAUGAUGGAGUCAAGUGAUGGCGAACAGAAGGAGGAGGCUCAGAGAAUUUGUGCUCAUAUAAUGCAAGUGGAGGAGUACCGGGAGCUGUCCAGUUCUAUUAUCAGAGGAUAUGCACCUGGGGUUUUUUCAAAAACUUUUCUGCGUUAUCUCGUUUUGGCUAACCACAUCUACAUUCGUUUGUUAGAAAAAUGUGUGAAAGCGGGACGGCUUUGUAAAGUAACGAGACGAAAAAAAGUUACAAAACGCAGGAAGAAAAUAAAGAAAGAAGCCGAUAACUUUUUAGAAGUUUCGACUGAAAAACAGCGAGAUAUUGACCUUGAUGGAACGUGGGAAGAUGUGUCGGAAGAAUUAUCGGAGGUGUUAAUGGGUUAUAUUGAAGUACCAGAUGACGUCAAUCCAAUUGACGUUAUGUUGGAUGUUGACGAUACUUCACACCAACGUUUCGCUAUGCUUACAACGCAACGAGCGCUGCGAGAGCGUCGAGUUUUGGAUGCUGUUGCUAAUUAUCGUGCUGCUCGGUCCGUGUGGCUAAUUGAGGGAUGCUUUGGUGCAGAAGGAAUUUCUGCCGAGGACGAAUUUCUGGAGUUGCAUGCUAUAUUUUUUACGGACCUUUCAGAGGUUGAGAAGGAGUGGAAAGAUGCUUGUUUAGCUGCUUAUGGCACUGAAGACAAGCAUGAGGAAAAAAGUGUAUUUGAUGAUGGUACUGGAGAUAGUGAUGAUUAUUCGGCUGAUAAUGAUGAAGACGAGGAACCGUCCUAUAAGGAAAUGGAGAUCGAGUUUAAUUUUGAUAGUUAUAUGCAAAAGUUUGCAAGGAAAGAUGUCUUGAAGUAUGUGUUCCUUUUGGCUGAAUAUGAAACCAACUCUGUCGAACUAAACAGAGCAAUACUAAAGAUGCUUCAUCGGAUCGCUUUUGAUCUAAAUUCAUGCUCCAGAUUAUUUCAAAAUUUACAAGCUUCGCUGUUUCGGAUUUUUUUACGCAUUGGGGUUCAUUUUCAAAAGAUGGCACCUUCUGAUGUCAGACAGAGUCCGCACUACGAAAUCUAUGAAUUAGGUUACCAUCUGUUGAAAAAAUUUUUCAAAACAUACGAAAGAUUACAGUGGAAGUUAAUUCCUGAAAUACUUUUUUGGAAGGGAGCAAAAGAAUGUUACGAGAUCGAUUACGGAUACGGGGCUUAUGAAGGCAGAAAAAAAAUUGCUGGAAAAGAAGAGAUACUUUGGCCAGAGGAACUGGAUGACGAGCUACGAACUCUGCAUGGCGAAUAUGUUAGUUAUGAAGAUAAACCGGAAGGAAUUGAUGUUGCUGAGUUCAUUGAGCACAACCUUUCCAAGCCACGGACCCGCAAGCAAAUUCUACGGGAAAUGAAAACACUUGGACUAAAUUCAUUUGGUGCUAAGGCUACAACGAAUGCUAGGUUGCGUCAUUCUCGUCCUGCCAAUCUUCCACCAGAUUUAGUGGAACAGAUGAAGCUGUUAGUCACUGAGUAUAAUGAAACUGCUCCCAGCGAUUUGAUUGACUUCGUCCGUAAUCGUAUGCCUAAGGAGUUUAGUCGUCAAAUGAUUAUAAAGCAGCUUCGAUACGAGGGCAUUGAAUAUAAAGCUGUCACGAAAAAAAGCGCUGAUUUCUCUAUUCCUGAUUUUUUAAGUAGGACGAAACCGUGGCCAGAUGAGUUGAUGACUGAACUGCGAGCAAUAUAUCAGCAGUAUAAAGCGCUCGAACACACAUCUGGCAACGCGAGAAAAAAUCAAGUUGAAGUUUCUGCAGCUCAAGAUUCUGAUUCGUUUGGAGAGGAACAAAGCGAAAAUGAAGAAGAAAAACCUUUAGAGAGUAUUAAAACGAUGUCUCGGAUAGCACGAAGUGACAGCGAGGAAUUUGUUGACGAUGGCGAUGAGCAGGAUUUCGUUAGUUCAACGGGCGACGGUGAUACGAAUUCGGAUGUUAUGAGCUUCUCAGCUCAACAUCAAUUUGGAAAUCACGAUGACGAACCUCGCAACUCCUUGGCCGACAGUCCAGCUAACCAGCAAUAUAACAGAGAAGAUAUUCGCGAGUCUGAUUCGCUUAGCGACGUCGAGGAAGAAAUCUUUGUUAGAAAACCCAAGCGAAUCGCACCUGAAAAUUACGAUGAUUAUGACGAUGGGAUAGUUACUACUCCAAAUCGAAAGAGAAAGACAGUAAACCGAUUAAGGAUUCCGUAUACUGCUGGUUUAGUGCCAAUUACAGCUCGGGAGCGAGUAGUCCCAUAA
This is a messenger RNA of Enterobius vermicularis (human pinworm), 3588 nucleotides long. NCBI's taxonomy places the organism in Eukaryota, Metazoa, Nematoda, Chromadorea, Rhabditida, Oxyuridae. The record is from the annotation of a GenBank genome assembly.